GUGGGCCUCUCGCAUCCCAAGUUAGUACGAGACCUGUCAUUUUCUCAUAUUGUUUUCAUUCAAUCCGUGUAAAUAUGACACUUGGGAAAGUAAUUGUUCUCGUGCUUUGUGUAUCGACUCUCGCUCACUCACGUGAAGUUGAUCUACCUGAGGCCGUCAAGACAUGCAAGAAAGAUUCUGAUGAUUACGCAUCGUGUUUGAGGCUUGCCAUUCAAGAAUCUUGGCCAAUUUUUGUUAAUGGCAUUCCUGAGCUGAAUGUGCCCCAGUUGGAUCCCUUCGUAGUGGAGGUAUCCAAUAACAACUAUGCAGUUGGUGAAGUGACGGGGAGAAUGGCAGUGAGGGACGCUAAAUCCUAUGGACUUGCCAAAGCACGUUUCUUAUCAGUCAGACCUUAUCACGAGGGCGACCACUUCCGUCUGGACAUCGAUUAUGAAUUGCCCAAAGUAUUCAUCGAGGGUGAUUAUAAAGCUGAAGGUACCGUUGGAGCCUUCAAAAUUGGUGGCAAAGGACAAUUCAACAUAAGCAUGACUGACGUCAGGUGCAUGCUGGUGCUGGAGGGGCCAGUAAUUAGUGACAGAUGGGUUGUGGAGAGACUUAGCCUCACACCAGAGGUCGGUGAUAUGAAAAUUUGGGCCUCUGACUUGUUCAAUGGAAAUGAACAAUUGACCCGAGCAGCUCUUAAUUUCGCAAACGAAUACUGGGAGAUCCUCUACCGUGGAAUGCUGCCAUUCGCAGCAAAAACCUGGAAUGCUAGUCUUAAAGAUCUCGUCAACGGAAUCUUCGCCAAUCUUUCAUUCUCGAAGACCUUCCCUUGAUCCAAAAAAGGCCAUUAUUUCAACAAUUUAUUCCAUUUUCCCUUGAAUGAUUUCAACAACUUAGUAGAGAAAUGGAACUCACAUAUAGUUUUUUUUUAUGCGUAAUGAUGUACAUAAGGAGUGGUUUUAGAGAAAAAGUCGGAUUUUUUUUUGUAACUGAGUAAAUUUCUGAUAUUUUCCUCUACAUUUACUCCUUAUCACCAUAACUCAACAAACAAUUAUUGAUUAGUCAAUAUUUUAAUACCCCACAUCACCGAUGAUUUAGAUUUGCUCAAAAGUUCCUGCCUUUGAUUACAAAUUGAAUGUUCACCAUGCGUGGAAAUUCUUACAAUGAAACCUCUUGUAACAUUCAGUUUAUACCUAUUAAUCUCAGUAAUUUAGCAAGUGAAGACCGAAGAAACUAUUCAAGAAGAAAAAUAUAUGAAUAAAGACAAAAAAUGACGGGUUAAGGCGUCAACUCUGCCAUCAUUUAGAAAGUCUCGAGUGGAAAGUUCCAUUCACUGCGAAAUGUUUUCCAACAUUUCAAUUUACAACUCAAUUUUUGCUCAUGACCAACUAAUGAAAACUAAAUGAAAAAUAAAUUCCAAGUGUGUCAGAA
Fopius arisanus is the source of this 1413-nucleotide messenger RNA. RefSeq lists its product as uncharacterized. The record is from RefSeq and is a predicted model, not a curated record. NCBI's taxonomy places the organism in Eukaryota, Metazoa, Arthropoda, Insecta, Hymenoptera, Braconidae. The transcript has 5 exons. The coding region runs from base 75 to 815 and encodes 246 amino acids.